CUCUUGCCGGAGCUUCAUAAUUUUGUUCUUUCCAUACUCUCUCUCUCUCUCUCUCUCUCGGGAUUUUCAAGAAAUAGUGAAAAAGGAAAUCCCGUCGUUUAUAUGAGAGCCCACGAGUUUGUUUUCCGGUGGUGAUAAUCAUCUGGUGGCAGUCGCCGCUCCGCUCCCUUUGCUCCUCCUGAUCUGAGUUGAGUUGCAGGCAAUUGACAUCUAUUGUCUCGUUUGACGUUUAGGGAUCCAUCGAGUUUGCAAUAAUGGCAUCAGGCUUUGUGAAGUCAAACAGAAUGAAGAGGACCGACUCGAGGAAGUCUCACUCGUGGUGGUGGGACAGCCACAUUAGUCCCAAGAACUCUAAGUGGCUACAAGAAAAUCUUGAAGAAAUGGAUCAGCUUGUCAAACGGAUGUUGAAACUCAUAGAAGAGGAUGCGGAUUCCUUUGCCAAAAAGGCCGAAUUGUAUUUCAAGAAGAGACCUGAGUUGAUUGGCCUUGUCGAGGAUUUUUACCGAAUGUAUCGGGGAUUGGCUGAGCGGUACGAUCAUGUGACUGGAGAGCUACGGAAAAGCCUUCCCUCAGAUCUCCAAUCUCAGGGCUCCGGGAUAUCCGAUGUUGGAUCCGAGCCGCCCUCCACUAUGCCGUCUCCCGAUAUAAGGCCAAAUCGGACUAAAUCCGGCCCUCGUGCUGCUGGUUUCGACGUAUUUCUUGGAAGUGCUGGGAGUGGCUCGGACUUGAAUAGUAAAGAAGGAGAUGAGACGUCUACUCUUGACUCAGAGUCGGAAUCCGAUGAUUCCUCCGUUAACAAUUACUCAGGCACACAGAGCAAUGGCGAGGAACAAGGGUUGCGCGGGAGGAUUAUUGAACUCGAAUCCGAGCUUCGGCAGGUGAAAGAGAAACUCGAGAUGCAACAGGAAGAGAUUUCUCAAGGUUGCAAGAAAUCCCAUUAUGAAAAUUCUGAAGUUUCGUUCAAGAUAGCGGCGUAUGAAGAGGAAUUGAGAGUUGCGAAAGAGAAGAUCCAACUGUCAGAAGACGAAAUCACACGUUUGAUGGUUGAACUUCAGAAAUACGAAUCUAUGGGAGAUGCCAAUAAUUUGGCUUUUAAACAGAAUGAUCAAGAAAGUGUUAGUGGCUCAGAAGCCGAAGUUGGCUUGGCGAACAGAAUUCAGACGCUCGAGGAGGAGUUGAAAAUCGCAAGAGAGAAGCUUCUCGAUUCGGAAAAUGAAGCAGCAAGCUUACGGCAAGAACUUACGAGCAAGGGCUCGUCCAUGCAAAAUUGGCAAGAUCAGCUGAAAUCGGCACAGAAGGAGGUUUCCGUCUGGAAAAACAAAGUCGAGAGAGAGAAACGAGAGAUUUUGAAGCUACAGGACCGCAUAGUCAGGUACAAAACGAAUCUCUCGGAGCGUGAUCAAGAGAUUAGGGGACUGAAGGAAGCGAUAUCUAAUGCCAACAAGAGCUUGUCCGAAGAAAACAAGCAACUUCAAGCAGAAAUGAAUAGACUGACAAAGGAGCGAGCUUAUUUGGAGGAUAAUCUAAAAGAACUGGACUUACGUUGCCAGUCGUUGGAAGAGGACGUGAGACGAGUCAAGGCUGCAAAAGUGGAGAUGGAGAGUGUACUCGGAGCUCAAAUCGAGCAGUUGAAGGCCGACAUUGCUGAGAGAGACAGUCGUCUGGAAGACCUAAACAAUGGGCUUGAAGCAUUGACAGCUGUCCGAGACGAUCUGAAUGCCAAGAUUGCUUCACUUGCUGCAGAGAUGAGUUCUAAAAAUGAUCAGAUGGCUCAGAUGAGCCUGCAUUUGCAUCAGAUUCACAUGCAGCACGUCGAGUUAAUCACUGCAGCUGAGGCGGCACGUAAAUCCGCAGAGGAGCUGAGGUCAAGAGUUAAAGAACUUGAAAUGGAAGUGGAGAGGAAACAAGAAACUAUUCUUGAAGGGGCGGAGGAAAAACGAGAAGCAAUAAGGCAGCUUUGCUUCUCGCUCGAGCAUUAUCGUAGCGGGUAUCAUCAGCUUCGGCAGGCCGUUAUUGCGCACAGGCGACCGGCUGUAAUGGCAACGUAAGGAGUAUCGAGCUUUCCAAGAUUCAAUGCGGCUUCGAUUUUUUCAUUCUCGUUUACUUUUGUUAUUGUAGUUGAUGUGUAGAUCUGGCGAGAUACAUCCGGGGGGGUUUGGAAAUUCCACUGUUAAGUUGAGGUUUCAUCAUCGACUCAAUGGUUUUUAUGUACAACUAUCGAGUUAUGGAAGAGAAUAAACUGCUUUGCUGAACGAAUGCUUUGAAGAAA
This is a messenger RNA of Sesamum indicum (sesame), 2269 nucleotides long. It is a transcript of the gene NET4A, whose product is annotated as Kinase interacting (KIP1-like) family protein. NCBI's taxonomy places the organism in Eukaryota, Viridiplantae, Streptophyta, Magnoliopsida, Lamiales, Pedaliaceae. Gene Ontology annotation, cellular component: vacuolar membrane. The record is from RefSeq and is a predicted model, not a curated record. Gene Ontology annotation, molecular function: actin binding.